CAAUUUUGAGACGUCCCCUUUCCUCCAGCGAGCUUCGUCUAUUGUUCGUGAGCGGCGCUGUGGCGGUUGCACUACCACCGCUCGCCUGCUGAAGGCGCCACUGAGCCGCGCGGCCUCGGGUCUUUUUGUCUGAACUGGAUCCCGCUGCCGCUUCACAGUGUGCGCGAUUAAACCGGAGCCGCGUCCGUCCCGCACUGUCAAAAAAACCCACUCCAAAACCCAACGCAAGCGCAGCCAGUACCGUUGAUUUCCCGUGCAGCCGCGAGCAUGACGGGUGCGGUGCUGUUAGGCUGAGCUCGGUCAGGUUUACGGGCUGUUCAGGGUGCCGUUGGAGCGGGUUUCUUCACUCUCCUCAUCCGUCAUUUCUUUAACUUUUCAAACACGCAGCCGCGCCAGAGCGGAGCGGACCGGAGCAUGGGAUCCCCGGACUCUUAGGAACCGAAUCUGAGCCGGGGGUUUGACCGAAUUUCAGCGAAACGAUGGCGAACUCGACGGGGAAAAACCUCCCCGAGCAGCGGAGGAAAGGACAGGCUUUCCUGGACGAGCUGCGGCAAUUUCACCACAGCAGAGGAUCUCCGUUUAAAAAGGUUCCCGUUGUGGGUGGGAAGGAGCUGGACCUGAGCGCUCUCUAUAUGAGAGUUGUGUCUUUAGGGGGCUUCGCAAAGGUGUCCGACAAGAACCAGUGGGCCGAACUGGGCGAAGAUUUUCAUUUUCCCAGGAGUUGCUCGAAUGCUGCUUUUGUUUUGAAACAGUACUACCUUCGAUAUUUAGAGAAGUAUGAGAAGGUGCAUCACUUUGGAGAGGAAGAUGAUGAGGAGCAGCCGGGAAAUCCGAAACCUUUACUUCCGAUCGGUGCAAUACCCACAUCAUACAACUACCAGCAACACACUGUAUCAGACUAUCUCCGCCAAAGCUAUGGGCUGUCAGCAGAAUUUGUUCCUCCAUCCGAUUACAACAAACUGGUGCUGUCUCUCCUGUCUGGGCUCCCGAAUGAGGUGGACUUUGCCAUCAACGUGUGCACGCUGCUGUCCAACGAGAGCAAACACGCCAUGCAGCUUGAGAAAGAUCCCAAACUCAUCACACUGCUGCUGGCGCAUGCGGGCGUAUUUGAUGACUCGUUAGGAAGCUUUUCUGCUGUAUUUGGAACAGACUGGCGGGAGAAAACUUCACGAGACUUUGUAAAGUUUUGGAAAGAGGUCAUUGAAGACAACGAAGUGAAAGAUCUCAUCUCAGACAAGAGCUGCACACCCCAAAAUGGAUCAGAGACGAGGCACUUCUGCACUCCUCUCUUCCACCCACCGCGUAACGUGGGCAUUGGAGACAUGGAGGGCCAGCGGGUGUUGCAGGUCGCCAUGAUUUUGAGGAACUUGUCAUUCGAGGAGACCAACAUCAAACUCCUGGCAGCUAAUCGCACGUGUCUGCGCUUCCUCCUACUGUGUGCGCACUGUACCUUCAUUCAGCUGCGUCAGCUGGGUCUAGACACGCUCGGCAAUGUCACAGGAGAGCUUCAGCUGGAUCCAGUUGAUUUUCGCACAACACAUACAAUGUUUCACACCAUCACCAAAUGUUUGCUUUCACGGGAUCGGUUUCUCAAGAUGAGGGCCAUGGAGAUCUUGGGAAACCUCAGCAAAGCGGAAGAUAAUAGCGUUCUGAUCUGCGAGUAUGUGGAUCAGGAGUCGUAUCGAGAGGUAAUUUCCCUCCUAACUUUGCCGGACAUCAUGCUGGUCAUCUCAGCUCUGGAGGUUCUCUAUCAGCUGACCGAGCUCGGGGAGGUCACAAGCUCUAAAAUCGCCACAGUGGACAGAAGCAUAGAUCUUCUAGUGCGGCUGGUGUCAGUGGACUUGCAAACGUUUGGACCGGAUGCCUUGACGGCGGUAAAACUCAUCGAGCAUCAGGCAUCCAGCUGUCAGGUCUCAGAGGUUCGACCACAGCUUGUAGAGAACGUUCCUUCUCCCACGCAAGGCACUCCUGGAUCUGUGAACAGAGUGGCGCUGCAGCCCACCCCUCCACCUGGAAUUGUAGAAGCAGAUGGAGAGAAAUUUGCAGCUCAAUGGCUAAAUGCACAUUUUGAGGUUCACUCAGAGAGCUCUGUGUCUCGCUCUGAGAUGUACUCGGAAUAUCUGGCGUCCUGCAGUAAGAUGGCGCGGGGGGCUGUGCUCACGUCCAACAACUUUUACAAAUGCCUGAGGACGCUGUUUCCUAAUCACACGGUGAAGCGCGUGGAGGACUCGCGGCUGAGUGGGCAGGCACAAAUCCAUGUUGUUGGUCUGCGGAAGAGGUCGAUUCCUCUUCCUGUUCAGCUUUAUUAUCAUCAUCAGCAACAACAACAUCAGGCCAGUCCUACAGUAGUUCCCAAACCUGAAGUCCUCUCAGAUUCUCCUCAGCCCCAGUCAGUGCUCAUCCGGGCACCAGCACCAAGCCUUACUGCCGGCCAGGCAGCACCACAGGUGGCCUUGACCAUGCAUGGUACUCCCAGUGCUCCUGCGCCACCCCCGACUGUUCCACGGCUCCUGAUAAACCCACCAGGAGAAGCUGCGCUUCCCGCCUGCCCUCCGGCCACUGCCCCAGUCCCCCCACGACCCAAUGACAUUCUGACAACAGCCAUGAUCCAGAGCUCCAUCCCCACAUCGUCUGCUGCACCCACGGUUCCCAACCACAACACUGUCACCACUGCCUCUCCUUCCCAGCAGCCCUUGCUCCACCACGCUCCUGUUACACUCAUCCAACAGGGGCCACCCCAGGGACACAUAUUUGCAGGGCAGUUGCAAGGUGUUUGUCCUUCAGUAGGCCAGCAACACCUGCCUGCCCCUCAAGUGCAGCAAGGUGCCCCAUCACAGGAGGCCAUGGUACUUGCGCCCACUCAAUAUGUGAGCGCACCUUGCACGUCGUUUUUGGCAGGAGGGCAAGUAGUUACGGUCGCAGGUGUACAGAGCACUCAUGGGCCUCGUGUUGGAUUUCAAAACAUCGCCCCCAAACCUGCACCACAAGCUCAGUCGCUGCAACCUCAGCAGCAGCAGCAACAACUACAACAGCAGCAAAGUCUAGUCAUUGUCAGUCCAAAUCCACAACCUACCACUGCAUUUGCUCCAGCUAUUCAUCAAAUUGUAUUGACCAACCCGUCAGUCAUGCCUAGUGCACCAACUAUACAGCUCCCAGUGCAGCCCAUGGCACAGCCUGCUGUUCCAAACUCACCGGUCCCUAACCCCACACAGGUCCAGCAGGGUCAGCCACACACAGUCAGCCAAAUGCUCUCUGUCAAGCGUCAUCAGCAGCAGUUUCAUCUUCAGCAGCCGCCUCAACCUCCUCCACCUGCCCAGCCUACCUCCACAGAAUCAAGUCUGAUCAAACAGUUACUGCUUCCAAAACGUGGUCCUUCCACACCUGGAGGAAAACUCAUACUCCCUGCUCCCCAGGUCCCCGCCCCUGCUAGCAGCACGGCGCCCAGCCCUCAAGUUGUAUACCAGGUAUCCAACAGUGGUCAGGGGACACCUCAGCCACAGUUAAACGUGCAGCUCAUGCAAAGUCCCUUGCAGGCGACCGGUGCUGUCCCCAUCUCCAUCCUACCCGGUCAGAUCAUUUCCAACUCUACCCCUGGCACCCUUCUGCAGGCGGCACCCAGCAACCAAGUUACUUUCACAGUAGUGCCAAACUCUGGCUUCCCUGCUGCUGCAGCUGUCAGCCAGGGAGCGCCGACUUCUAUCGUUACUCAAACCAGCCUGUCUGUCAGCACAGCCCCGCCCACAAUUGGACUGCCAUUGACUCCGCCUCUGCCAGUUGCAGGAGCCGCUUGCCCCACGCCACCUUUCCGAGGUGACAAGAUCAUCUGCCAAAAGGAGGAGGAGGCCAAGGAUGACACAGGGCUUCACAUCCAUGAGCGUAGGAUUGAGGUCAUGGAGAACUCCGUUGCUGAUUGCUCAGCCAAAACCAGCAAUGGGGACUCGGCGGAGGUGGACGGGCCUGCAGGCAAGCUGCUCAACGGGAGGAAAUUUGACUCGAGUCUACCUCCAUACCACUCAGGGAACAGCCAGGCAGAACAGGGCAUGCAGGCGCUUAAUGGCCCUGCCACACAGGGAGGCGAAGGGCCUGGGAAGCAGAUGUUGGUGGACCCUAAAAAGCUCAUGUUGAAUGGGGUCUGUGACUUAGAAAGAUCAGAUCCCACUACUGGUACCCAUCCAAGCAAAAACAUUCCAAAUCAUAAGGCUUCCAAACACAUGGGGAAUGGGGAGGUGCUGUCACAUCAGAAAGUACACGGUUCCCUUACGGACUCUAUCGUUGCUCCUCAGCAGGACACUGCCAAAGCAGAGCAGGCAGAACGCCUGGCCAACGGGCCUAAGAUCUUCAGCCACAUCGCUGAGAUCUCCAACGGGCCCUCGGUCCAGAACUCUGAAACACUGGGCCUAAGGCAACAGCACCCACCUCAUAACCACUCCCCACCUCCACCCGCAGCGGUAUCCAACCUUCAGCACCCACCUGGAGAGGAGAUGCUCUCGCCUCCCGCUAACGGCACCUCUGAAAGCCGGUCAUUGAAGAGACCGCUGGAGGAUGGGGAUAGAGGUGACUCUGGAAUCCCAACGAAAGUGGGAGUACGGAUAGUGACCAUCAGUGACCCAAACAAUGCUGGCAACAUCGCCACCAUGGUGGCCGUGCCAGCAGGCGCAGAUCCAAGCACAGUAGCAAAAGUAGCAAUAGAGAAUGCAGUGCAGCAGAGAACAAGUGUGCCCUCUCCGCUUCCUGAAAACAACACUCAGCAGCCUGUAUCAGAGCAGACUCCUCCCCCAGCGGAGCAGGCCCCCCAGGGAAGCAAUCAGAGUUCACAAGCUCCCGCCCCCUCUCAAGAUCAAGCACGUAAACCUGGACAGAACUUUAAAUGUUUGUGGCAGGCAUGCAGACGAUGGUUUGACACGCCGUCACAAGUGUUCUACCACGCAGCUACUCAUCACGGAAGUAAAGACGCGUACCCAGGCCAGUGCCUCUGGGAGGGAUGUGGCCCGUUUCCUCGUCAAAGACUAUCCUUCAUUACACACCUGCAGGAUAAGCAUUGUUCGAGGGAUGCGCUCUUAGCUGGACUCAAACUGGAGGAGCAAACACAAGGCAGCAACACCAACACUUCCAAGUCUCCUCCAGCAGCGGUUAGCAGUCCUUCGCUCGCUCCCAGACCGCAGAAAGCGCUCGCUAAUCACCCCAGCGCAGCGCUGAUGGCUCUACGCAGGGGCUCGCGAAAUCUCGUGUUCAGGGACUUCACAGCUCAGGAUGAUAAGGAGGGACCAAUGACCAAACACAUCAGAUUAACUGCUGCCUUAACGUUAAAGAACAUCGCAAAGUUCUCUGAUUGUGGACGGAAGUUGGUGAGGCGACACGAAAAUCAUCUCUCUGUGCUGGCUCUGAGCAGUAUGGAGGUCUCCACCACGCUCGCUAAAUGCCUUUACGAACUGACGCGCUCUCUGCAGGCCUGAGCUCAGCUCAGCUCAACCCAAAAACCUUCAAAAGGAAACGUAAAUGUUCCCUUUCUGCUGCCACACAGGCCGUCAGCAACGUCGAGGCGACGUCUCUUGGCCCUCUGAAACCCCACCUCUGUCUCUCCAUUCCACCGAUCCCCCUCCCUCCCCCUUACAAACUGCCACGGGUCUUCCACCAGCCACUCAGAAACCAGCGCCCAUUUCACUCUUCGAACCGCCUCGUCACGCCCGGCCCAACGAGCACAUUUUUGUAGUCCCAUAGGAGCGCCGCCGAUCGGGGCAGGGGAUCACGUGGGCGGGGCAAGUGGACAUACGGUGCGGGUCGGCAGAGGUGUGGCUAGAUGAUUUUUGUUGUUUUUGUUUUUCUUUGUAACUUGAUAGCUUGGUUUUCUUACUUGAGCCGAUUAUAUUUUCACUUAUUUAUUAUUGAAAUAAAUACCGAUAUGAGUAAAUGAGAAAAAAAAAUAGUGUAAAUAUUUGUGAAUAGAUAUAAAGUUAAAUGAGUCUCCUCCUCCUUCAUGCCGCUGCAGCCCGUUGGUAUCAGAAGCAUUAAUUUAGUAGAUUCAGCCUCUGUUAUUUUAACCCCUCGUAUGAGAUGUGAUUCUAUACUCAGCAGUGGAUGAAUGUACUUAACCCUGUAAAUAUUCUGCGAAGGUACUGAUGCUGUAAAGUUUUGGGAGGGCUGGCAGAGGCCUACAAGGUUUUUCUUUGUGGAACUGUGAUAUUCCCCUCCUUGGCCCCUCUUUCUUUUUGUACUAUGUAACUUGUAGAACUCAUUUUGCUGGCUGAAAGAGUAUGAAAUAAUAUAUCGUAUGUCAUUUUGUAGAAGAGAUGAAUAUUGAAGGUAUUCCCCCUCAACCUGUAUUCACUGUAACGCCAGUGUGCGAGCUGCCCGCCCGUGCUCAAGUCCUUUUGUAUUUGUAAAUUGGUUUAAAUACAUGGAGUUUUAUACAGGUUUUCUCCUGUGUUCUUUGCUUUCCGUGCAGGUAUGAUAUUUUCCUCCAGAUCGUUUUCUAUCUUAAUAUAGUGUGGGGAUUUUAUUGUACUAUUUUUUUUCCUGUUUGUUUGUUUGUUUUUUCCAUUCGUUCUUACAACCAUGCCACAUUCCGGCUCCCGGACCCCCAGGCCUCUUUUGCUGUGUGUUGUGUAACAUUUAUUAUUGCCUGUUGUGUUAGCAUCCCAGCGGGGACAUGACCCCCACUCACCAUUUUUGCAGUGUCUGUAGGGUGUGUGAUGAUACAUAUAUCUAACAGUCUGAUAUAGAUUGGCUUCAUUUACUUUGGUGACUGUUUAUAGUUUUUAAAUAAAAGAAUGAACAUUUUU
Messenger RNA from Triplophysa dalaica, 6779 nucleotides. It is a transcript of the gene arid2, whose product is annotated as AT rich interactive domain 2 (ARID, RFX-like). The transcript is spliced from 21 exons. Gene Ontology annotation, biological process: regulation of DNA-templated transcription. Gene Ontology annotation, molecular function: DNA binding. Bases 480 to 5453 code for a protein of 1657 amino acids. NCBI's taxonomy places the organism in Eukaryota, Metazoa, Chordata, Actinopteri, Cypriniformes, Nemacheilidae. The record is from RefSeq and is a predicted model, not a curated record. Gene Ontology annotation, cellular component: SWI/SNF superfamily-type complex.